AACAGACAUUAAUCUGUCCGAAAAUAAAGGCAACGCCCAGAAGUUAAAAAUGAAUCUUCCGUCCGUGUCCAUUUUACCAGUUUUGUUAAACAUUCUAUUUUCUCAACGUGACCAGCAAUACCACAAUUCAUUCAUCGGGAUACAUGCUAUAAAUUUAUUGACUGGACUCUCUACGCUAUUUCCAAACGAGAAAGUUGCCUGUCUCAACACAUUUGGAUAUAAAUUAAUGUUUUUCUUUCAUCCAGAAUCUGCAAAGGAAGUGUUAAAAGGCAAUAGUUUAAUUAAUAAGGAUUCUACAUAUGAUUUCUUCAAGCCACUUCUCGGAGAAAAUAGUAUUCUGUACAGUUCUGGUGAUAAUUGGAGAAGAAGAAGAAAAUAUUUAGCUCCACAUUUUCAUCUUUGGAAUGUGAAAGAUGAUCAAAAUGUAUUUAUGGAGCAUUCAAACGUCUUAGUGGAAAAACUCAAACAAUUGCAAAAGAAUGAAAUAUUCGAUAUUCUGGAAUGGAUGAAAUAUUGCACUCUCGAUAUAAUUGCAGACAUAGCAGUAGGAGUUUCUCUACAUUCUCAGACUACAGACGAUCAAGAAUAUGUGUCCGCAAUGCACAGAAUUCUGAAAAUUUUACCUGAAUGGAUAGCAAAUCCAAUGUACUGGUUUUUUCCAAUUUUCUUUACGACUAAAAUAGGAAAAAAUUACAAGAGGGACGUAGAAAUAAUUCAUCGUUUCGACGAAAUGGUGUUCAAGAGAAAAAAAGAAAAUUUUAUGAAAAAAAUGCAGCAGCAACAUUUCUUAAACAAAGAUGCACGACAUGAAGAGGAACCAAAGAGGAUAGCAAAACAACGUCUUAUCGAUUCCCUGUUAGAUCUUCAUGUUAAACAAGGUUUAAUAUCGGAAAAAGACGUUAUUAGAGAUAUGGAAGGCUUUAUUUUUGCGGGUUACGAUACAACCUCCCACGCCAUGUCAUGGACUCUUUAUUUUUUGGGAAGAUUCCACGAAAUACAAGAGAAAGUGUAUCUAGAAUUGCAAGAAAUUUUCAUAAACGAUAUGAAUAGGGAUAUUACUAUCGAUGACCUGACGAAAAUGACGUACUUAGAAUGCGUAAUUAAGGAGUCGAUGAGAAUCUAUCCUCCAACUCCUUUUAUUGGAAGAAAAAAUUCCUCGGAAAUGAAAAUAAGUAAUUACGUGUUGCCUGCAAAUUCCACUCUUUUCAUAAACAUCUAUGGCAUCCAUCAUAAUCCUUCUGUUUACGAAAAUCCCGAAGUGUUCGAUGCAGACCGUUUCCUGCCUGAAAACUAUAAAAAUCUUCAUCCUUAUGCAUUUCUGGCAUUUUCUGCCGGGCCACGAAAUUGUCUCGGAAGUAAACUUGCCAUGAUUGAAAUGAAAAUGGUUUUGGCAAAUGUUCUUCGUAAUUUUAAAGUUUACUCUUUGGAUCCUCAGGACAAAAUCGUUAUUUCAUACGCAGUUAUGUUGACCCCCAUACCGGGUAUAAGAAUGCGUGUAGAAAAAAGACGAAUGUUGUAAGAUAUUAACUAAUAUGCAUAGUACGUUUGGGUAAUUUUUGUUUCAAAUAUAUAUCAAUAUUAACAUUGGCCUAUAUCACAUAAUCUCGGCGAAUGAAUUUAGAAACUGUAUCGAAACAAUUAUACUUUUAUUCAACAUUACUCAUUUAUUGUAUUUCAUAUUAAAUU
Messenger RNA from Centruroides sculpturatus (bark scorpion), 1686 nucleotides. Its product is annotated as cytochrome P450 4C1-like. The coding region runs from base 50 to 1519 and encodes 489 amino acids. The record is from RefSeq and is a predicted model, not a curated record. Lineage: Eukaryota; Metazoa; Arthropoda; Arachnida; Scorpiones; Buthidae. Gene Ontology annotation, molecular function: heme binding; iron ion binding; oxidoreductase activity, acting on paired donors, with incorporation or reduction of molecular oxygen. The transcript is spliced from 11 exons.